AUGAAUAUUUUUAUGCCUUCCGUUGUUCUUUUCACGAUUGUGAACUUGAGAUGGAAAUUAUGGGUAACUGAAAUUCUAAAGCUUUUAAGUAAAUGUCAAGUAGAACUCAACUCCGGUUGUAAAAAUUCGAAACACAUUUUGUUGUUGAGUUUUAUGACUAUUAUGGAACCUUGUCAAAAGCUGUGGUUCAUAAAAAAAGGCUUUUCUUCUCUACCAAAUGAUCUAAUGGAAUAUUCAUGA
Clunio marinus is the source of this 240-nucleotide messenger RNA. Lineage: Eukaryota; Metazoa; Arthropoda; Insecta; Diptera; Chironomidae. The record is from the annotation of a GenBank genome assembly.